Messenger RNA from Myxocyprinus asiaticus (Chinese sucker), 6608 nucleotides. RefSeq names its product A disintegrin and metalloproteinase with thrombospondin motifs 8-like. Lineage: Eukaryota; Metazoa; Chordata; Actinopteri; Cypriniformes; Catostomidae. The transcript is spliced from 9 exons. The coding region runs from base 347 to 3151 and encodes 934 amino acids. The record is from RefSeq and is a predicted model, not a curated record. Gene Ontology annotation, molecular function: metalloendopeptidase activity; zinc ion binding. Gene Ontology annotation, biological process: extracellular matrix organization; proteolysis.
CGCACACGAAUUUGGCUCCGAUUUAGCUUUAACUCUAUUUGUACACGUAUUAGGCACCAGGGAUAUUGACAAAUAAUCAAUCACUUAUUAAUUUUCGGAAUAGAUGGAAAACUAAUAGGCAUGUGCUGUAUAGUUAUAAAAGUUUGUCUUCUUAAUUAUUUUAAGACAAAGAAGACCCGAGCUUCAGCCCAAUAUACGAGAGUUUGACUUAAUUUAUAACUGUAGAUAGGCAGAUAAUAAAUUAGAUUAAUUUACUCCAUUGCCUAAAUUCAUUAUUAUUAUUAUUAUUAUUAUUAUUAUUAUUAUUAUUAUUAUUAUUAUUAAUAAAUAUCAAUAAAUUAAUAAAAUGUGGUCACAUUGGGUCAUUUCUACCUUAAUUGUUUGCCUCUUAACGGAAACACUUUCUCACUCGUUUGAGACUGAGGAAAUGAUACCUGUGCGGUUGACGGGACGGACCGGUGGACGAGUGGCAAAAAGGAGCGAAGAACAGCCGAGCUUCAGACUCACGGCUUUCGGCAAGAAUUUCACACUUAAUUUGAUACCGGACAACACGUUUAUAUCUCCAACACUCAAGGUUUAUCGUAUCAAAGCCAAACACUUUUUGCCGCGAGAGAGACAUGAGUCCAUCAGCAACUUAACAGAGUCCUUGAAUCAGACUGAAGAGGAUGGGACUGAAUUACUGAAAGGCUGUUUUUACACCGGGGAUGUUGACUCUAACGAAGACUCCAUUGUCUCUGUCAGUUUAUGUCAAGGGAUUUUAGGAUCAUUUAUCACUGAUGGUAGAGAAUAUAUUGUCGAACCAAAAGGUUUCGGCUUUGGGAAACAUGGAAAAUUCACAGAACAUUUGCAUACCAUUAAAAGAAGAAAUGUUACCAAGUCCCAGCAGGUCUCAGAACCGCUGUCUGAUCUCAGAGAAGAUGAGAAUGAUCAAGAUUUGAUGAGGCAGAUGUCCUCCAGGCGUAAACGGUUUGUCUCUACACCCAGGUUUAUUGAGACUUUAGUGGUCGCUGACGCUUCCCUGACCCAUUUCUAUGGAGAUGAGAUCAAGCACUACAUGCUUACCUUGAUAUCAGUGGCUGCUCAGAUUUACAAGCAUCCCAGCAUUAAGAACUCCAUAAACAUAGUGCUUGUGAAGAUACUGAUUGUGGAAGAUAAGGAGGUUGGGCCAUCCGUCUCCACUAAUGGAGGCGUUGCACUGCGCAACUUCUGUGCCUGGCAACAGCUCUUCAACCCGCCCAACCACAGGCAUCCUGAGCACUACGAUACCGCCAUCCUUUUUACUAGAGAGGACAUCUGUGGACAUCAGAGCUGUGACACAUUGGGUGUAGCUGAUGUUGGGACCAUGUGUGAUACUAAAAGGAGCUGUUCUGUUAUUGAAGACAACGGUCUUCAGGCUGCUUUCACAACUACCCACGAGCUAGGUCAUGUUCUAAGUAUGCCCCAUGAUGACACUAAGAACUGUGUGCAGCUUUUUGGACAUCUGGGAGAGCACCAUAUCAUGGCCCCUGUAUUCAAUCAGUUCAAUAAGAAUUCUCCUUGGUCUCCCUGCAGUGCUUUAUACGUCACACAGUUUUUUGACAAUGGACAUGGAGACUGCUUACUGGACACCCCUGAGAAGAUAGUGGCCUUGCCCACUGAGCUGCCAGGCAUAACUUACACCCUGGACCGCCAGUGCCAGCAGAUAUUUGGAGAGGAGUAUUCACAUUGUCCCAACACUUCAGCCAGUGAGGUGUGCAGACAGCUUUGGUGCCAGGAGGAAGGCCAGUCUGUUUGUACAACUAGGAAUGGGAGUCUACCCUGGGCAGACGGCACAAGCUGUGCCCCUAACAUGACCUGUCUGAAUAGUGUAUGCAUGUCCUCUGAAGAAGUCAUGAAACCUAAGUUGGCUGUGGAUGGAGGCUGGGAAGAGUGGGGACCAUGGCAACCAUGUUCCAGAUCAUGUGGAGGGGGAGUGAUGUUCUCCUACAGAGAGUGCACCCAGCCAUCACCUCAGAAUGGCGGAAAGUACUGUUUGGGCCAGAGAGUGAAGUACCAGUCCUGCAACAAACAAGCCUGUGAGAACAACCUAGGAAAAAGUUUUAGAGAGGAACAAUGUGAGAAGUACAACAAUCCCAAUCACUUCGAUGUUCAUGGAAAUGUGAAGCAGUGGAUACCAAAAUAUGCUGGAGUAUCGCUGCGGGACAGAUGUAAACUCUUUUGCAGAGCAAGAGGCAGCAGUGAAUUUAGAGUGUUUGAAGCUAAAGUAAUUGAUGGAACCCCAUGUGGACCAGAUACCACAUCAUUCUGUGUGCAAGGUCAGUGUAUCAAAGCUGGCUGUGACUUGGAGAUCGAUUCUAGUAAGAAGCUGGACAAAUGUGGCGUUUGUGGAGGGAAUGGCCUGAGCUGCAGGAUGAUAUCUGGCUCAUUCAACAAAGUUGUCCAUGGAUAUAGGGACAUUGUGACGAUUCCAAGUGGGGCCACCAACAUUAACAUCAAACAGCAGAGUCAUGGAAGUAUACCAAAUGAUGGAAAUUACUUGGCUGUCCGAAGAGAAAAUGGCAAUUAUAUCUUAAAUGGAAACUUCUCAGUAUCCACCGUGGAGCAGUAUAUUCCAGUGCAUGGGGCUGUGCUUAAGUACAGCGGCUCAUCCACCACACUGGAGCGAAUUCAGAGUUUCCGCCAGCUCCAGGAACCAAUCACCAUACAGCUGCUUUCCACUGCUGGAGAAACAAUCCCACCAAAGGUCAAAUACACAUUCUACAUCUCCAAAACAAUGUAUUUCAGCAAAUCCAAAGACAAAAAGAUUUCUGCCAAAUUGAUUCAUCCAUUUGGGGUGCCAGAGUGGGUCUCGGGAGAGUGGUCUGAAUGCUCCAAAACCUGUGGAUCAGGAUGGUCCAGGAGAAACGUGGAAUGCAAAGAUAAUGCUGGCUUUUAUUCAAACCACUGCAAUAAAGAUCUCAGACCUUCUGAUAUAAGGGCCUGUGCAGACCUGCCAUGUCCCAUAUGGCAGUCAGGACCUUGGUCUUCAUGCUCACAAACUUGUGGCCAUGGGGAACGCCACCGCAGGAUUUUCUGCAUUGAUUACUCUGGGAAGGCUGUGGAACCAGAGAAUUGCGACCCUGCAAAAAAGCCAGAAUCACUAUCUGAAAAGUGUUUCUACCAAGAGUGCUAAAGAACAUCAGAUUAUUCUGAGGUGAUAAGAGGUUCCUGUGAAACAGGAACAAUAUACAGAUCAUUUUGACCAUGCUUCAGUUUGGAGCAGGAUAAAAUUUACAGUAGCUUCAGAAGGAAAAAUGGUUGAGCUGUACUGAGUGAACUUGGUCAUGAAUGAUUAAUGAACUAAUCACUUUGUUUUCUAAAUGUUUAUAUUUAUAACCACUAUUGAAGGUUUUCCAGUGAAGAUCUACCUCAGUAAGCAAUACUUUAUUGCCAUUUUCCUAGUUUCCUGUCUCCUAAUCAUGUUUUCUCAGAGUGUGGCUCUUUGUCAAAAACUAAUAGCUCCAUUCCAUAUAAUUUAUUUCUAAUAUUUUUUAUAUUUAAUGAUUCAGGUCAAUACAUAACACUCAGAUCAGCUAAAUAGUUAACAUUCCUCUCAGGCUGAUGAGGAAAGAAUUUGAUAAGUUUCAAAUUCCUAAAUUUGUUGAAGAUUUCUGUAUUUGUACAUUCAAAUGUACUGAAAAGGAAUUUAAAAUGUAAUGACCAUACAAACAAUACAAAAAUGAAUGAAAUUUAAGCUGGAAUAUCAAAAUUGCAGAACUUUUUCAUUUUAUUAAGAACUGUCAUUCAGAAAAUUCGAAAAAUGAGAGAAAUCAGAGAAACACAUAAUGAGAAACUAGGGAACUUUCGAGGUGCUACUUGCUUCUUUUAGCGAUUUAUUUGUGAUUAGGCCAGUAGUUUUGCAGCGCAUGACACACUAGUGUUGCAUGUUGAACUAGUCCUCUAACUCAGUGGGGGAUGCGAUUUAUCCCAGUGACUCGAGUCCUUUGAAUCCGUCCACUAAAGAGAUUCAUUCUGCCACCAUUUCUGUAGAUUACAUUGUAUGCCAGAGGGUGGUGAACAAUUAUACAUUUUUAUGUCUUUUGAGCAGUGAGUCACUGAAUCACUGAAUAAACACAGAGUCGUUCACGACCGAGACAAUGGAAGUGAACGAUGAUUUGUUCACUUAGAAGAUUUGUUCAAAAACAGUGACUCAUUCAGGAACAAAAGUGUUUUAGGCAUACACCUAAUUGAACAAAAAUAAAGACUGGACAAAAUGCCAGAAGAAUGCUGAACAGUAGGUUACGUGAAAUAUGUAUGCACUUGCAUGUUAAAUACCGAAAAAGGUGCUUACAAAUGACAGUUUAAAACCUGUGAAACUAAUUAGACACUUAUCAACCAAUCUCCCGACAUUCAAAGAUAUAGUACGAGUUUUUCAGACCACCAUAGUUAGGCUAACAAACCAAAAACUAACAAUGACCAGCCAAACCACAGUGUGAAGCCACGUUUUCCAUACCCACAUCAAAAGCAAGUACAUCUCACGUUUAUUGACAGUGGAGGAUGUUUUACAACUGUUGUACAGAAACACGGAUUAGGAUUAUGUGCUCUUAGAACAGGCUCAAUCGUCACACUAUUUGAUAUUUUAUGUAUCAAUAUGCAUAUAGUGUGGAUAAGCUUGGUUAUGUUAUUUAAAUAGUGAGUCAAGUAGUAUGUCGAGAGAGGGUGUUAGCACUGCCAUUUCUCAGUGGAUUUUGGGGUGAGAUGGGGUUAGUGGGGGAUGCAAACUCAUAUCCUUAAAGUCCAAGUGAAGCAUCUUGAGAAGCACAGUUCGAUUUGGUGUUUUAACGAAUUUCCUACUGAAACAAGAAGUGGGAGCAGGACAUCUCUUAUGACUCGUCCCAUAUUUAAAAAUAGCCAAUUAGAUUUUGUUUAUAUCCACACACACAUACCCCUUCCCAACAUGCUGCUCAUGUCAGAGCUGCUUAACGAGGAAACUUGAGAAGCGAUCUCAAUACCGGCAAGCUUUUUCAAAGACUUGAGAAGCGAACGAUGAUCUAACUGACAACAUUAAUCCAUUAACCAGCCCACAAAAACAUGCAGCACAUCACGGUCUUUGCUUAUGACAAGGCUGGAGCCGUUGUGCAAGUCAAAUGCAGAUGAAUGAGAAAAAAACAAGUAAAAGAUAUAAUAUAUCCAUAUUUUGAAUCACGAUACACUAAGCAUAAAGAACAAAGAAUGCUUACUCGAGCUGUACGUCCCAAGAAAGCUCAGGCUGCAAAAAAAAUAUAUAUAAAUGAACUUUCCUCAUGUCCGCUAGUCCUAUUCAGAAGUGAUCAUCCCUAUGCCUUAUGCCUAUGCCAAUUAUCCUCCACUGUGAGAGCUUCAGAUGGCUGAAAGGUGAUAAUGGUCAGUCAAAACUCACUUUUUAUGCGAUUUGUAUUGUAAAUUCUGUUUGGAACGACCCUACAUCAUGGAUUGUGCUCCCUUCGAAGUGCUCUGCAAAGGUAUGAUCAGCCCCAGUUAGAACACAGCCAGACUCGCUGAACAGUUGUAGGGAGAGGGUGUAUUCUUGUUCUAGAAAGCGUUUGAUUAAACAAGGUAUUUUUAACCGAAAGUUUUUAAAUGAUUUUAAAUGCUUAUAUCUUCUGAAAACAAUUUUGUCAAUCUUUAAAAGUACACUAGCAUAUAGAUGACAUUAAAGCUAAUAGAUAGACAAAAAGCAGCAAAACUUAAAUUUUUAUUUUACGGGGUCUUUAAAGGUUGAAAACCCCUGCUCUAACUUAUACAUCUUGGCUUGCUUUUUUCAGAGGCUUAUUUUUACUUUCAUUUCCAAAUCUCACUAAUGUUAAGAAUAUUUUAUUAAAGCAUGGUCAUAUAAAUACUGUAUAUUAAACCGUUUAAUGAAUACUGAAAUCUUUGUCAAAGGUAAACAGUGGUUGAGUCUGCAAUCACCUGCUAAUUUAUAGAAGUUUAAGAAGUACAAUUACUGUAGGUGUUUUAUAUAAAGACCUUUUAGUUCAGGAACCUUUAAGUUUACAACUAAAAGGUUAUUGCCUAUUCAGAAGGUUAUAUGCAAUUUAUUAUUAGCUAUUACUGUUCUUUAUAAACACUGUUUACUUCAAAAGUGCACAUCGCAAAUUGUUGUGAAAUGCUCUGUGAAUGAAAACUAGGAAUUUCUCUGUAAGCAAUCAAAUGAGACCAUGCAGGGUUUUCUUGCUCUUUUCUCUGUUUGUCUGAUGACAUUAGUUAGAGCUGAUUUGUCAGAUGAGGUGUUUAUAAAUCUGUAGAUGUGACAGUGUUAUUAAGCAAAACCAGUACAGCAUGAAACAAAACAGGUUGGACCCCCUAUUUUCACAGAUAAUGCUUAAGAAAUGCUCCAGUAACUGUUAAUGAUUGUAUAUAAAUGUUAAUGUGGCAUUGAUCAUUCCAGUUGUGUACAUUUCGUAUCUCAGUCAUAUUACAAAUACAGCUAAAUGUAUUAUCCCUUCAGUGAAGGACUGUUCUUUGUUACUCUAUAACAUCUUCAUUGUAAAGCUAUUUAUUUUUGUAAAGUUUUUGUUGUCUAAAAUUAAUACAAAUUAUGCAAAGUUUUGAGAUGCUGCUUUCUUUUGAUUUUAUAAGUCAAUGAAAUGUAAAUAAAAUGCAUAAAUAUA